AUGCGGGUGUGCUCCCUCGCUUGCGUCCGCAGAGUCUGUUCGCUGUUCCUUGCCCGCCAUUUGUUCCUUCUUCCCACAUUCAUCUCCCGGCGAUCCCAGAUCGGAGUCUCCUCCCUCGCCCCGCCGGAGUCCCUCGGCAUGAUGGUCUUGGAGGCCCCGGCGGCGGCGCCGGAGGAAGAAGCGCUCCCCUGGCCGAUCGUGGAACGGCGGGCGGAGGGCACGGGGAGUGCUUCUGUUUCCGAGGACGAGGUUUUGGUUCCGCCUUUCAACUUCGGGGUGGUCGAACACGGCAUCUACCGAUCGGGGUUCCCCGCGGCUGCCAACGUUCAGUUUUUGAGGACUCUCAACUUGAAAUCCUUCGUGUGCCUCUGUUCGGAGCAAUAUUCGGAGGAGGUUGCCGAGUUUGCGAGGUCCGAGAGGAUUCGGAUUUUCCAGUUUGGGCUCGGAGGCACCAGGGAAACUUUAUCAACUGUUACUAGCGAUAUCAUCACACGGGCUCUUGGAGCCAUACUCGAUAUAAGGAACCAUCCCAUUUUAAUUCAUUGCAAAAGAGGGAAGCAUCGCACAGGCUGCCUUGUUGGCUGCUUCAGAAAACUGCAGCAUUGGCGCAUAUCCUCCGUGCACGAAGAGUACAUAAAAUUCGCAGCACCCAAAGUUCGGGAAUCCGACAUGAAAUUCAUGGAGGCGUUUGAUCCUUCUUGUCUGAUGGAAUGCGUCGCGGGCAUCAUCUACCGCUACCACGGCUUCGGCAGCCAGUCCAGGCGCCUUGCCUACAAUGAAACGCAAUAG
Messenger RNA from Zingiber officinale, 789 nucleotides. RefSeq names its product tyrosine-protein phosphatase DSP3-like. The transcript has 5 exons. Gene Ontology annotation, molecular function: phosphatase activity. Lineage: Eukaryota; Viridiplantae; Streptophyta; Magnoliopsida; Zingiberales; Zingiberaceae. Gene Ontology annotation, biological process: protein dephosphorylation. Bases 1 to 789 code for a protein of 262 amino acids. Gene Ontology annotation, cellular component: cytoplasm. The record is from RefSeq and is a predicted model, not a curated record.